Molecule: messenger RNA, 891 nt
Organism: Sporisorium graminicola
Lineage: Eukaryota; Fungi; Basidiomycota; Ustilaginomycetes; Ustilaginales; Ustilaginaceae
Exons: 2
Coding region: 1-891 (296 amino acids)
Source: RefSeq, a predicted model, not a curated record
AUGCAAGCUGUCAAAGAGCCUUCUAGGACCGAGAACGAGGUGUCGUUGCGCAUCCCCUCAGCACAGUCCGGCGUAGACAUCGUCGGUAUCCUGCACCAUCGUCACCCUGCUCAGCAGCAAACUGGCGAUGUAGCACUCAUUCUGCACGGCCUCAUGGCGCACAAGAAUCAGAGCUACCACCGCGAGCUCGCUGCUGCUCUACCCAUGGACAGCUUCCGCUUCGACUUUCGCGGCAACGGCGAGACGGGCGGUACCUGGGGCAUGUGCAACAUCGGAAACGAUAUCGAGGAUCUCCAGGCAGUCGUGCACCACUUACGCCACCAACUGGGUUAUCGAAUCGAGCUCAUUGUCGGCCAUUCACGCGGUUCGCUCGACGCCUGGGCUUACCUCGGACGCGAUGAGCGCCUCAGGUGGGACGAUGACACGGACGUUCCCUUCCUUGUGGCUGUUUCAGGCCGUUGGGAGAUGAUGCGCGUGCUGGACAGGUACGACAUGUACAAGCGUGGCUUUGAGAAGGAGGGCGUCUUUCGAUGGCGCGUCAAGAGCGCAGACGUGCAGAGAGAGUAUCCCGUCUACCCCUCCGAUCUCGGUCGCAUGGCCACCUUCCCCAUCCGUAGCAUCGUCAGGCGCAUCCCGGUCCACACCGAUGUACUCAUUAUUCACGGAACCGAGGACCGCACCGUGCCAGUGCAAGAUGCGAGCAGCUACCUGCACGAGCUCUCUAGCAACCCACGACGCGCGCCGGAUGCACAGCAGAUCCACCUCAUCCAAGGCUCAGACCACAUGUACAAGGGCUACACGCAGCCGGUCGUCGAGCACAUCCUCGGCUGGUACCACCAGCGCAAGGCCGCCAACAAGGCGGCUCCGUCUCCCGAGCAAGCUCGUCUCUGA